Molecule: messenger RNA, 1544 nt
Organism: Daldinia loculata
Lineage: Eukaryota; Fungi; Ascomycota; Sordariomycetes; Xylariales; Hypoxylaceae
Exons: 4
Coding region: 540-1409 (289 amino acids)
Biological process (GO): mycotoxin biosynthetic process
Source: RefSeq, a predicted model, not a curated record
GGCCGUAAUAUCUAGCCCCGGCUCGUGACGAACUAGUAUACAAUCCACGAGCUUCAACCCUAAAAUCUUACCACUCGGCCCAUGUAACUAUAGCCAUAGGUCUAGCCUUCCCCACAAGAGAGGUGAUCCAACAUCACGACAUGGAGGACUCCAUCUUCAAACUUGAUCACCUUCAAUAAGCAUGCAUGCAUAUAUGCAUGGACAAUAUUAAUGAAGCAGACAUGUGAAUCCGAACUCAAGCGGAGCUUUAUGAUCGGCGUGAUUAUCGGCACCUUUGCAAGAGGGGGAGAGAGGUCCUAGUUAGGGUUGCUCCGAUGAGGACGAGACUCAAGAUAAUGUCCUGUCGGUUAACAUUCGUCAUUGACGGACAAAUGGGCCCAUGAUUCUGCGGUUUAUCAUCAUGCAUUCUUUUCGGGCUUGAGCCCCCAGAGAAAUCAGAACUUAAGACUUUACACCCAGCCCAUCCUCCUUUUCAACUUUGUCUUAUACAAUUCUUCAUGUCCUAGAAUCUUUAGUCCUAAAGCCUAUCCAUAUCGAAGAUGGGUUUCAAGUCAAAGGAAACAACGUAUGAGCCACUGGUCUCAGAUGAGGCGCGGUUCUCACAGAGUUCUGAUAGCCUCGAGAACCAAGAGGGCAAGCCUAUGUUGAGGCGAAGCUUCCAGAGAUCUUCUCGUCUCGGCUCUUGGGCCAAAGCAAGCGGCACAGCUCUAGCAGUUCUCAACACUCUUCUUUUAAUAAGUAUUAUUGUCGUACUAUCGCUUUCACAACACGAGAAGGAAUGCUCGGAAGUCCAGUGUGCUGCUAAGACCUCAUACUAUUCCCCGCUUCUAGAAAAGGACUCCGGUGCUAUCGAGUAUGAAACUCGCAGGUUUCAAGGCGCUCUUGAACACCACAGCAUCUAUAAGGGGACACCUAAUAAGGAGCUUGAUGCAGCAUGGGUAGAGCUCACGCACAUGAACAAUUCUGGUGUAAGUGGUGAGGUCAUAGACCGCAUCGGAAAGUCGCGUAUUGCCGUAAAGUACCCCGAGUCUCAGGGCGGGCAAUAUGAUGUCGGCAUCGAGGUCUUCCACCAUAUGCACUGUCUGAACAUCAUCCGCCAGUACACCUAUAAAGAAUACUAUUUUCGCGCUGAGAAUCGGCCACUAAGUUUCACUGAUACUGAGCCCAUCAUUCGCGCUCAUCUAGACCACUGCAUUGAGAUGCUACGUGAAGCUCUGCUGUGCCACGGCGAUGUUGGUAUCAUUACCUACAACUGGGUUCAUCCAUGGGGAAUUUACCCCGACUUUAGCACCCAACACAAGUGCCGCAGACUCGACAAGAUUGUUGCUUGGGCUAAUAAGCAUGCAUUGCCAGUAGAGGACCCUGAGCCUGAUGAGAACACAGUAUGGCUCAAAGGACCACCUCAGUGAUAGGCCAUUCUAAAUUAUACUUACUCAACAAAUUGUAGGGGGAUAUCAUGAAAUACAAGGGACUUGACUUGUCAAAUGUGAACUAUCUAGGCUUAGAUCAUGGAUAUUUAAGAUGAUGGGGUUAUGAGAUAGCAC